CAUGGUAACCCUUUACUUUUCAAAUAGAUCUUUAAUAAGAGUAAUGUUAAAUGUUUAUUAUUGAUAAAGUUUGGGGUUAUCGGUGGAAGUUUUUAUUUUUUUCAAGUGAUAAUAGUCGAGAUGCUCAAUCAACAAUCUCAAGGCCAGGGUCAGCAAACGCUUUCACAGGUCUCUACUCAGUUAUUGCAGCAACCAAUUGUUCAGAAUAUUAACACUAAUUCAGGAAAAUUGUGCGAUUCGCACGGACUGUCAUCUAUUGGCUUGUUGGAGUUAGCACAUCGAGAAUACCAGGCUGUGGAUUAUGAAAACGCUGAAAAGCACUGCAUGCAAUUAUGGCGGCAGGAUAGCACAAAUACUGGAGUUCUAUUGCUUCUAUCCUCAAUCCAUUUUCAAUGUCGGCGCUUAGAUAAAUCUGCACAAUUUUCAACACUUGCAAUAAAGCAAAAUCCUCUUUUGGCCGAAGCUUACAGCAACUUAGGAAAUGUGUACAAAGAACGUGGACAGCUGCCAGAAGCUUUGGAGAACUAUAGGCGAGCAGUUAGGCUAAAGCCUGACUUUAUUGAUGGAUACAUAAAUUUAGCCGCUGCGUUGGUAGCGGCUCGGGACAUGGAGUCUGCAGUGCAAGCAUACAUUACUGCAUUGCAAUAUAAUCCGGAUCUUUAUUGUGUGCGUAGCGAUCUAGGAAAUUUGCUGAAAGCACUUGGCAGAUUGGAAGAGGCUAAGGCUUGUUAUUUGAAAGCUAUUGAAACAUGCCCUGGAUUCGCAGUGGCCUGGAGUAAUUUGGGAUGUGUUUUUAAUGCACAAGGCGAAAUUUGGUUGGCAAUACAUCACUUUGAAAAAGCCGUCACUUUGGACCCUAACUUCCUUGAUGCAUACAUUAAUUUGGGAAAUGUGCUUAAAGAAGCAAGAAUAUUUGACAGAGCGGUAGCGGCAUAUUUACGGGCCUUGAGUUUAUCACCAAAUAAUGCUGUGGUCCAUGGAAAUUUAGCAUGUGUCUAUUAUGAGCAAGGACUAAUUGAUUUGGCUAUCGACACAUAUAAGCGAGCAAUAGAGCUUCAACCAAACUUCCCAGAUGCGUAUUGUAACUUAGCCAAUGCACUCAAGGAAAAGGGACAGGUUAAAGAAGCAGAAGAUUGUUAUAAUACGGCUUUACGUUUAUGCCCAAAUCAUGCUGAUUCCCUAAACAACUUGGCUAACAUCAAGCGUGAACAAGGCUAUAUUGAGGAAGCAACUCGCUUAUAUUUAAAAGCUCUUGAAGUAUUUCCAGAUUUUGCAGCUGCACACUCUAACUUAGCUUCGGUUCUUCAGCAGCAAGGAAAAUUAAAAGAGGCUUUAAUGCACUACAAGGAAGCCAUUCGCAUCCAGCCAACCUUUGCGGACGCAUAUUCUAAUAUGGGAAAUACCUUAAAAGAGCUUCAGGAUAUUAACGGUGCUCUACAAUGUUAUACACGUGCAAUUCAAAUAAAUCCAGCCUUUGCUGAUGCACAUAGCAACCUGGCGAGCAUACAUAAAGAUUCGGGAAAUAUUCCAGAUGCCAUACAGUCAUACAGAACGGCACUGAAAUUAAAACCAGAUUUUCCCGAUGCUUAUUGCAAUUUAGCUCAUUGUUUACAAAUUGUAUGUGAUUGGACCGAUUAUGAUGCCCGAAUGAAAAAACUUAUAAGCAUUGUAGCAGAACAGCUUGAAAAAAAUCGUUUACCAUCUGUUCAUCCACAUCAUUCAAUGUUAUAUCCACUAUCUCAUGAAUUCCGCAAAGCUAUUGCCACUAGGCACGCAAACCUGUGCUUGGAGAAAAUUCAUGUAUUACACAAACCACCAUACAAGUUUUCGCGUGAGUUACCUGCUGAUGGUAGAUUACGUAUUGGCUAUGUGAGCUCAGAUUUCGGCAAUCAUCCUACCUCUCAUUUAAUGCAAUCAAUCCCAGGCCUUCAUGAUAAAUCACGCGUUGAAAUAUUUUGUUAUGCCUUGAGCUCCGACGAUGGGACAACCUUCCGAUAUAAAAUCAUACGUGAAGCCGAACAUUUUGUGGAUUUGUCUCAAAUUCAGUGCAAUGGUAAAGCUGCCGACCGCAUAUUUUCUGAUGGGAUUCACAUAUUAGUAAACAUGAACGGAUAUACUAAAGGCGCCCGUAAUGAGAUCUUUGCAUUACGUCCUGCGCCAGUGCAAGUUAUGUGGCUGGGAUACCCUGGUACUAGUGGCGCUAGUUUCAUGGACUACAUUGUUACUGAUCCUGUUACUAGUCCAAUGGAGCUUGCUUCACAAUAUAGUGAGAAACUUGCAUAUAUGCCGAAUACAUACUUCAUAGGCGAUCACAAGCAAAUGUUUCCCCAUCUUAAAGAACGUAUUCUUGUAUGCGAUAAACAACAGUCUUCUGUAGCAGACAAUAUCGCAGUUAUUAACGCUGCAGAUUUAUCACCUUUAGUAGAAAGUACAGAUGUUAAAGAAGUUCGAGAAAUAGUGAAUGCGCAUAAACCAGUAGAAAUUACCCAUAAAAUUGCAGAACUCCCAAAUACUACUCAAAUUGUAUCAAUGAUUGCUUCCGGUCAAGUCCAGACCUCUCUUAAUGGUAUUGUUGUUCAAAACGGGUUAGUAACAACACAAACAAACAAUAAAGCCGCCACAGGAGAGGAAGUUCCUCAAAAUAUCGUCAUAACAACUCGGCGCCAAUAUUUAUUGCCGGACGACGCUAUAGUGUAUUGUAAUUUCAAUCAGUUAUACAAGAUAGAUCCACAAACUCUACAAUCAUGGGUUUCUAUAUUAAAGAACGUGUCAAACUCAGUACUAUGGUUACUGAGGUUUCCUGCAGUAGGAGAACAGAAUAUAAAAAAAUCUGUCGAGGCGUAUGGACUUUCUGCUGAUCGAAUAAUUUUUUCGAACGUGGCUGCAAAAGAAGAGCAUGUCCGCCGUGGUCAGUUAGCUGACAUCUGCCUCGACACACCGCUUUGUAAUGGGCACACCACAUCUAUGGAUGUUCUAUGGACGGGAACACCUGUUGUCACGUUACCAGGAGAAACAUUGGCAUCGAGAGUUGCUGCAUCACAAUUAGCUACGUUGGGGUGUCCGGAACUUAUAGCACACACAAGGCAAGAGUACGAAGAUAUUGCUAUUCGAUUAGGCACCGAGAGAGAAUAUCUAAAAGCGAUGCGAGCAAAAGUGUGGAAGGCACGAGUGGAUAGUCCAUUGUUUGACUGUAGCCAAUACGCUAGAGGGUUAGAAAUGAUUUUUAAACGAAUGUGGGAACGUUUUACAGCUCAUGAACUCCCAGAUCAUAUAUCUGCAGUGGCAGACAAGUGAAUCUUCUAUGAGUAUAUAUUUAAAUAUUUAUUAUUUUACGAACGCGAAGAUAAAAAUCAAAUGUUAUAUAUAAAACAAUUUGAUGUAUUUAAAAAAGAACAACCAAUAAGUUUUUGUCAUUUCCUAAUAGAAAUAUGUAUGAAUAUUGCGUAAA
Messenger RNA from Anastrepha ludens (Mexican fruit fly), 3448 nucleotides. It is a transcript of the gene sxc, whose product is annotated as UDP-N-acetylglucosamine--peptide N-acetylglucosaminyltransferase 110 kDa subunit. Gene Ontology annotation, molecular function: protein N-acetylglucosaminyltransferase activity; protein binding. The record is from RefSeq and is a predicted model, not a curated record. Bases 121 to 3294 code for a protein of 1057 amino acids. The transcript has 10 exons. Gene Ontology annotation, biological process: protein O-linked glycosylation. Lineage: Eukaryota; Metazoa; Arthropoda; Insecta; Diptera; Tephritidae.